Molecule: messenger RNA, 747 nt
Organism: Dufourea novaeangliae
Lineage: Eukaryota; Metazoa; Arthropoda; Insecta; Hymenoptera; Halictidae
Product: proteasome assembly chaperone 2
Exons: 2
Coding region: 1-747 (248 amino acids)
Biological process (GO): proteasome assembly
Cellular component (GO): nucleus; cytosol
Source: RefSeq, a predicted model, not a curated record
AUGAUAAAAUUACUGGAAGAAAUUGAUCUUGAAGAUCACAUCCUGAUACUUCCAUCAGUGGCAGUUGGAAAUGUUGGACAAUUAUCUGUUGAUCUAUUGAUCUUCAAUUUAAAUCUUCAGAAAAUUGGAUCAAUGUGGAAUUCAAUGUUUCUUCCAAUUAGUGGUAACGAUCCUUACAAUAAGGAUUCCAGUUCUCUUUGUACUGCUGCUGAUUUUUAUUUUGGAUCUAUUAAUAAGAUAAUUCUCCUACAAUUACGAUCACCUUACACUGGCAAUUCAAGUGACUUUUUUGAGGAAUUAACACAAUUUAUUCAAAGAAAGAAAAUCUCCAAGAUAAUAAUUUUAACCAGUAGUUAUGAUUAUGAACAGUCCGAUAAGUCAGAUUCAAGCUUAAGGUAUCUUACAUCAGAUGAUUCAUUAUUAAACAAUGAAAAACUUCUCGAAUCUCUUCAUUGGAAAAAGCACACAAGGAAAGGUAUGAUAGAUCACACAGAAAACUGUUAUAUCCCUGGUGGAGGAUUUGCAAAUGGACUUUAUGAUUACCUCAGAUCAGUGGAAAUUCCAUGUACAGUACUUUUCUGCUACUGUUCAGAAGGCGACAAUAUUUCUGAUGCAUUAAUAUUAGUUAAGGGCUUGAAUCAGUGGUUAAAUAUAAUACAAAUAAAUUCUGAUCUCAGCAUUAAUGUUAAAUAUCCACCAUCUUGGGAAUACUUUUUUGGCAAUCCUCCUGCAUCUGAAAUAUAUUAA